Molecule: messenger RNA, 3088 nt
Organism: Pogonomyrmex barbatus (red harvester ant)
Lineage: Eukaryota; Metazoa; Arthropoda; Insecta; Hymenoptera; Formicidae
Biological process (GO): regulation of gene expression
Cellular component (GO): nucleus; cytoplasm
Molecular function (GO): transcription corepressor activity
Source: RefSeq, a predicted model, not a curated record
GGUCCAUCCCUACUACGGUGGUCCCGCUACCCUCUCCUCUGUGCCACCACUGCCGCGCGCUAUGUAAGAGCCCGUACAUGUUACCCCACGUUCCAGUCUCGCAGUGGCAUUCGCGGGUGUCGUUUCGGGCGCAUCGGUAACGCGGUACGGAUCGCUUGGCGGACAAGAAGGGGCGAUAAAACGCUCUUUCUCUCUCUACCUCUCGCGCACGGUGGACACGGAGAGAGAGAGAGAGAGAGAGAGAGAGAGACACCCACGUAAUCACGGACACUGCGCGCCAGGUACCGAGGGAAGGAGGGAGACACCCGGGGUGUGUGUAUUGUGUGAGUGUACGUUACGUGUACGCGUGCGCGCACACGACGAGUUCCCUUUUCAGUGCUUUGCGCGGAGCCGCCGCGACCUCGUCGUUGAAUUGCCACGCUCGCCGAAGGCCGAAGAGCGGUUAAUCGGGUGGAGUGAUAGGAGAAGAGGAGAAGAAGAGCAGUCCCGCGCGCGCCGUCGUUUCCGUACCCACACUCAGCAUCUCGCAUCAGCAUUUUUCCUCUUUCCUUCAUUUUACCUUUUUUCCGCCCCUUUUCCCUUUUUUUUACUUUUGUACGUACGACCCAGCUCAUCACGCCCCGUGACGCGAGUGUAAUUACUCGAGUUGGAAAUAAUCUCUACGACACAUCGUCGAUCGAUCUGUCCGCCCCUCGUCCCAACGCGAGUGUUUGAGAGAAUGUGAAAAAGAGGCAAGUUCCCGAGGAAUUUUCGCAGUGUGGAUAAAUCAUCGUGACAGGUGCGGCGAGGAAUUGCAAGGAACACCGUACGACGUCGACGUGCGGGAUUGCGAAGGGUGCGUGCGACGUGUAUCGAGAAACACAUCUCUGGACAUUUGCGAUUUGUGUGACUUGCAAGACAGUAGUUGACGCGCACUGAAAAAUCGCCGCCAGAGCCGCCGUCAGAGCAGCUCCGGCAGUUCCGUUAUCCAGGCAUACCAUCACCCGGAACAAUCUUCCGCUCGUGGCAAGACGGCCGAUCGUGCUAUCUCGGCGCGGCCGCUACGUGCGACGACAACAGCCCAAAGAUUUUUCCACCGAAGGCCAAGAUGCAUAUCGAGGUGCAGGUGGCGCUUAACUUCGUGAUAUCGUACCUCUAUAAUAAACUGCCGCGCAGACGGGUCAACAUCUUCGGCGAGGAACUCGAGAAGGCGCUCAAGGACAAGUUCAAGGGCCACUGGUAUCCGGAGAAGCCGUUCAAGGGCUCGGCCUUCAGGUGCCUCAAGACCGGCGAUCCGGUAGAUCCCGUAUUGGAGCGCGCCGCGAAGGAAAGCGGCGUGCCGAUUCAGGAUAUCCUGGAGAACCUGCCGGCCGAGCUCGCCGUCUGGGUCGAUCCCGGUGAGGUGAGCUACCGCAUCGGUGAGCUGAACGCCGUGAAGAUCCUUUAUUCAGAGACUGGCGACCCGCACGACGAGACCUCAGCCGACCGUGAGGUCACCAAGACUUUCAAUCCAGAGGCGCAGUGCUUCAGGCCGAUCGAGGCCGUGAGCACAUCCUUGAGCGGUUUGAGUCUCAGCCCGAAGUCCACCUCGCCCUUCUCGAGCUCCCUCGGCAGCAACACCAGCAACAGCUCGUCCAAUAAUCAACAGAACGGCCACGGAUCCGGUUCCUCGUCUGCGCCUUCGCCCACGCCCAUUACCAGCUCCUUCAAGGGCUCGCCUAGUCCCGUGCCGGCCUUUAUCCCGCGUACCACCGCUCCACUCACCUUCACUACCGCCACCUUCGCCCAGACCAAGUUUGGCAGCACUAAGCUCAAGACUAGCAGCAAACGCGCUAACAGGAUGUCGCCCACCGAGUUCUCGAACUAUAUAAAGCAGCGCGCAGCGAUGCAGCAGCAGAUUCACCACCACCACCAUCAUCAGCAGCAACAGCAGCACCAGCCGCAGCAGCAACCGCAGCAGCAGCAGCAGCAGCAGCAGCAGCAGCAGCAGCAGCAACAGCAGCAGCAGCAGCCGCAGCAACAGCAACAGGCGACUGGCGCAGGAUUGCCGGUCUCGCAAAGCUCGCCGCGUAGUCGUAGCCUAUCGCCCGGCAGCAUAGUCGCCGGUGCCGGACAGCAACACGCAGAUCCGAGCGCGUACUUCUUCCAGCACGGCCCGGCUGCGGCCGCGGCGGCGUACCACGCGCAGUUCCCCCACCGCAACAUCUUCGACUCGUCGGCGAGCCACGGCGGCUACCUGCCGGCUGAUCUCUACGCCGGUACCAAGUUUCCGUCAUCGUACCUCGACCCAACCACUCUGGCCGGCCAUCAAUUCUACGGCGGCGGCAUGAACGGCACCGGCGCCGGCACUGGCGGUGCCGUGAACGGUACUACUGGUGCCGGGGCCGGUACCCAAGGCGCCGGUAGCGCUGGUACCGGUAAUCUCGGUCCGAUUGGCUCCGCGACAACCAACGGCAACGUCAACGCCGGCGCGGCCGCCGCGGCGCAGCAACAGCAGGACAAGAACGCCCUAGUCGAGGGCCUCAACAAUUUCGGCCUCGGCUCGGUCGCGCCCUAUCCGGCCAGCCAGUAUCAGCAUCUGCUCGUGGCCAACUAAUACCUCGCGCGUGCACACCAAGUCGUCAGCAACACCGCCGCCGUGUCUCCCCGCGGUGGCGGUAAUAGCGUUCUCGUUUUCGAUGCCUCUGGUCCGGCGGCAAGCGGAAAGGAGAGAAGACCGUCGUCUCCGAGACUUUGUCGUCGAGACGUUGUCCAGAGCCCGGCUUCCGUAUCCUGAAGAUCAGCAUCUGUUAAUUAAAUUGGUUUCACUCUAUCUCUCUUCCCCCGAUCGGAGUCCACCGGUUAAGAUCGAUUCACCUGUUCUCUCCUACAAUCCCGAUCUAGACGCUUCUCGGAACACUUUUUUGUUCAAUCUUUCCUAAUCCAAGAAGCCCAAGACACUUUGUACAUACACUAUCGAUAACUUGCAACGAACGGGGGGAGAGAUAGAGAGAGGAUACAAAAAGAGAAAAAGGCGGCCGCCGAACAAUUGACAUCGAUGACGAUCGACGGAAGGGAUUAAGACGAGGAAAGAAGGCGCAAUAGAACGGAGAGAAAGGAAAAAAGGAAU